This is a messenger RNA of Orbicella faveolata, 5192 nucleotides long. RefSeq names its product serine/threonine-protein phosphatase 4 regulatory subunit 1-like. NCBI's taxonomy places the organism in Eukaryota, Metazoa, Cnidaria, Anthozoa, Scleractinia, Merulinidae. The record is from RefSeq and is a predicted model, not a curated record. Gene Ontology annotation, biological process: protein dephosphorylation. Gene Ontology annotation, cellular component: cytoplasm. Gene Ontology annotation, molecular function: protein phosphatase regulator activity; protein binding.
UCGUUUUACCUGGGGUUCACUACGUGUGAAGAAAUUAAACUUGGACUUUUGAAACUAAAAUAAUCAACUUUACAAGCUUAAAUAGGCACUGUGUUUUAUCUGAGUCCUGGAAGAAGCUUACCGUUCUCCCAAGAGCUUUCUUUUCUUCCCUCUUCAACAGAGGAAAGCCGUUAGGUUAGGAGCGAACAGUAGGGGUGGGCUGGUCAAGAUUUGUCAGUCACGUGACUGGAAGCCAUGUUUGGUAGAAAGUUUGGUGGCCGCUUCCAAGAUGGCGGAUAUACGAUUCCAUAUAGAAAACAAUGAUGGCCCAGAAGAGGAAGACCAAGAAGAUGAGGGGUACGAGAUGGAUCAGGACGAGUCUUCACUGCAAAGUUAUGCAUCUGCUGAAGAACCUCUGAGCCCCAUCAUCAGGAUGGAGAGAUUUAUGCUGAGCGACAUCAUUGUUAAUCGGCAAAUGGCUGCUAGAUGUUGUCAGGACGCUCUUAGGGCGAGUAAGACCAAAGAAGAAGUUUACCAUGUAUUAAGACUCAUGGUUCGCCUUUCGGACGACAUCGAACCAUCUGUUAGAGUUGAGCUUAUGGAACAGGUUCCCCAUGUAGCAGUGUACUGUUAUGAACAUCAUUCGAUGAUGGAAGCUGUGCCGCAAUAUAUUUUAUUUAUUGUACUCCGAUUUUUAACCGAUUCCAAUAAUCAGGUUCGUAAAACAAGUCAAGCUGCCCUGUUAGUUCUGUUGGAACAGGAAGUUGUUGAAAGAGAGGAUGUUGAAGACCAGGUGUGUCCUGUCUUGCUCCAGCUAACAGCAGGAGAGAGUAAUGAUGACUACAGAUCUGAAGCAGUUGCAUUAAUGAGUAAGAUGGCUCCGCUUGUUGGACGUGAUAUCACAGAGCGGUACUUUUUACCGAGGUUUGAGGUUCUGUGCUCUGAUCCUUUGUUUCACGUCAGAAAGGUCUGUGCUUCCAACUUUGGUGAGAUGUGCAGUGUUCUUGGACCUGAAUUAACAAGUGAAAGAAUGCUUCCAGUUUUCUUCAAGUUGUGUCAAGAUGGAGUGUGGGGUGUGCGAAAGGCUUGUGCUGAAUGUUUUAUGAGUGUGUCCACGGCAAGUCCUACUAUGAUGAGAAAGAAUGAGCUGUCUCAGUGUUUUGUCAGCUUGUUGUGUGACAAGUCAAGAUGGGUUCAGAUGGCUGCCUACCAAAGCCUUGGUCCUUUCAUUUCCACUUUUGCAGACCCAGCAGAGAGUGGUUUUUAUAUAAAUGAGGAAGGGAUUUUGUGUGCACUGCCUCAGAGAGAACUGGAAACUCCUUCAUCCCCAAUACAAACAGAGGCAGAAGCAUCGGCAAGUCAAAUCACAACUGAAGAUUCUACUUCUGAAGAUGCUUCUCAUGAAGAAAACAGGCAGACUGAACGACAGCCCUCACCUGAGGCUCGUACCACAGACUCUGGUUACAUUUCACCACCGGAGAUCAUAUCAAAUGAACCAGAUGUACAAAAGCAGUCACAAGAAAGCAAAAGCAGACAUGUUCUUGAUCAUGCAUGUUCAAAAGAGUCAGGAAAUUGCCAUAAGUACAUGACUACGGAUCUUGACGAGGUUGAUGAUAAGUACUUUGAUUCAUUUCUGUAUUGGAGGACGCCUUUACCUCAAGUUGAACUAGACGCAGAAGAUCUUGCAAGUGUUGAAAAAGUUAAAACUACAAGUAAUAAGUUGGAAUUAACACCCAAAUCAAGUGCAUUAGGUGAAGGAGAAACAAGUAGAUCCUCAGAUAUACAUCGCCAUAGCGAUGCUAUACCUCAACAUCAUCACCAUCAUCACCAUCCAAAGCUAUCGUUUAUGCACGGUGAUGAUGAUAGUGACGAGGAAGAUGGCAUUCCUCUGUAUUCUCUUACUGAUGAAUUUCAUUCUCAUGUGGAUGGUAUUGGUCGUUUUGAUUAUGAUGACUACAGGAAGUUUAAUUUAGCUCAUACGUCUUCAUUUGACGAGGAUCUUCUCAUUGCAGAUCACAUAACAGCCCCUCCUGUGCAGAAUGUCAUUCCUCAAACCCUACUUGACCACUAUAUCUCAAUGACGGAACCUGCUAAAGCACAGACCAUUGACACUGAAAUUGUACGGCAUUGUGCCUUCAGUUUACCUGCCGUGACUUUAACAUUAGGUCGUAAAAACUGGCCCUGUUUGAGAGACACAUAUGAACUGCUUAUUGCUGAUAUGCAGUGGAAAGUUCGCAGAACAUUAGCAUUCUCUAUACAUGAACUUGCAUUAGUUCUUGGAAGUGAAAUUACAAGAAUUGAAUUGGUACCAACUUUUAAUAGCUUUCUUAAAGACCUAGAUGAGGUGAGAAUAGGAGUUUUGAAGCAUUUAGCAGAUUUCAUCAAGCUUCUUCCAUGUGAUAUAAGAGGUGACUACCUUCCCAUGUUAACAGACUUCCUAACAACAGACAAUAAUAGGAAUUGGAGGUUCCGUUUUGAGCUGGCGGAACAGCUGAUGGCACUCUGUGAGCUUUAUGAACCCAAGCAAGUUCUUCUGUUUAUCUGUCCUAUUGCCAUUUCACUUGCAACUGACAGAGUGGCUGAUGUCAGAACAAUAGCAUUUAAACUGAUUGGCGUUUUACUGCAAAGGCUUCACAGCUGUCCUGAAGAGGGACCAGCACAUAAAUAUGUCUGUGAUAUCAUCAAUAAGUUUGCUCACAGUCCACAGUGGACCAGGCGACAAGCGUAUGCACAGCUCUGCCAAAAUCUAUUGGAAGAGAAUGUUGAAUCUGGAGAACAGUUUAGCAAAGAGUUUUUACCAAGCCUGUUAUUUCUUCUCUCUGAUCCUGUUCCAAAUGUGAGACUUAGUCUAGCCAGGACUUUGUCACAAGGUGUCUUAUUAUCAGAUUACUUUAAAGAAACAGAUAGUGAAGGAAAAGAUGCUGUUCACUCUGCUAUACAAAGGCUUCAACGGGACCCAGACAGGGACGUUCGGUACUUUGCAGGUGUUGAGGAAGAUGCAUUAGAUUUAACAUAUGAAGGCCAUGUCACGUCUUUACAUACAGCACAGGACCACUAUCAAGAUAUGAGCUAUGACCCAGAGGAAGAUUUAGAACUUGACAAUCAAACACCAGGUGAUGGAGAGAACAGAGUGGAAGACUUAAAUGAAACAUGUGGUGAUAACCUAGAGAGUAGAACUGAAACAACUGAACAACUAGAUGAUUUUGAUCAGACUGUCACAGAAGAGGUGUCAUCCAUUGGCGCUCUUGUUGAUACAGAUUUGGAAAGUACAACACAAGAAUUUGAAGAAAAUGAAAGGAGGGUAGAUUUAGAAUCUCAAGGCGACAGUGAUCAAGAACAGAUAGGUGGUGAGAAUUCUGAUGAUGGAGCAAGAUCUACUGAGGAAACAGAACAACAAGAAAAUGAGGAACUACCAGAAUCAUCUGACCCACUGCAAGAAUUAGUGUGGCAGAACUCUUGAGUUUCUCUCCAAUUAACAAGUGGCUUCCCAACUUAAUCAAAUGUACAUUUUCUAAGAUAUUCAGCUGGCAUAGCAACCAAAUUCCUGUACAUGAGUGCAUCUCAGAAUUAAUUUAAUGCCCCGGGUUGCUUUGUUUUAAAUGGGGUCUGUGAACUUUAUAUCGCUGAGUAGCAAGCAAUUGAGUGGUUCCCAGGGAGUUAUUUUAAUUAAACUAAUUAUUAGACUAGGUGUUAAAUAAUUUAUAAAAAUGGUAGCAGUUAAUUGUGGAAAGCAUAUAUGAGACCAUUUUUGUGAGAAAUUUGAAGUUGUAUUGUACAGUUGGAUUUCAUUGUGUAUAUUUCAUUUUGAUUGUGUUGUCAUUAAAUUAGGAGUUCAGUGCUGUGUAAAACCUAUUGCAUGCACAUUCUGCUAUCAGAAAUUUUAUAAUGUUGAUUUGAUACUGACAUCUUUAAUUUAAGUAUAUUUUGAACAUGAUACAUACUAUGACUGUAUAUGUAGAGUUUCUGAACUGAGUUUGGAUUUUGAUUUAUUCAAGAGUUUCUUUAAAACUAACUAAAAAAUAUUAUUGUACUGUUUUUAAUGGGAAUAAUCUAUUUUCUGGGAAAUAUCAGUGGAAAUGAACUAAAACAGUCUAUAUUCUUUUAAUACAAACAGAAUAGUUAUAGGGCAAUCCUUUUUGUGACAAUCUGACCAAGGAAUACAACUGCAAACUCAAUCAACAGAAGCAUGAUUUUUUUUCUUUUAUUUUAAAGUGGCAAGGAAUUUUAGCACAGUGACUAAGUUUGUUUCAUUCCAACAGAAAGUGGAUGUUAAGAGAAAAACUGUGUUCAAGCCAAUGAUUAGGGGGUGUGAUAAAUUACAUGAGACACAUAUUAUUAGUUUUUGGCACUUAAGGGAUGACUGCAAUGCACCAAUUAAAUGUAGAUCACACAUCAACAACGUCAUUUAAAUCUGUACCUUUGUCUAUUUACUCUCCAUUUACAGUGUGACUGUGACCUUAUGUGUUGACAGGCACAAUGAGGAUUACCAAGUUACAGUGUGACUUCUGCAACCAACGACACCUGACAAAAUUCUUAUUAAACAUUAUUGUGAAAAGCUGUUGGUCAAUUUGCAAAGAAUUUGCCUGGAUGGCUUUGGUUGGAGUUGCCUCGCUGUAAGUUAUCAUUCCUCACUGGGGAUGUACACGCACAAGGCUCUUGUCACCUUGGUGAUAAUCAAAUAUCUGUCACGCAGAGUAACUAUUCUUGACUCCUUAUCUAUCAUCUGGCUUUUAGAUUUAUUGCGAUCAUGCAUCAAAAGUUAUUACUAUAAAUUUGAACUUCAAGAGUAUUUUCUUUAUACUUGUCAACAGUAUGCUCACUAUAUUUACAAUUUGUAUAAUUUUCAGACGUACUUUCUACUCUAGUAUAUUAAUUAUUUUUGGAAUGAAUAGUUAGUGUUCAUGUCUCUGAAACAAGGAACUCAACAAAAUGUUCAUACUUCUCAAACCAUAUUUCAAUGUUUACACCCAUUAAUAUCAGAUUCUUUUUGUUAGUCUAAUUUGCCAACAGUCACAAGCUUCCUGUUUGGCACAUACAGUAAAUGACAUCAACUGUCAUGAGACUGAUCUGCAAUACAAAGGAACACUAUAAUUCCAGCUGCUGAAUAUGUAAUAUUAUGACCAAAUUUAUUUGGUUCUUAUUGUUUGCCAAUUUGUAUACAUUGUGUUAAUAAUGAGUACAUGUGGUUGAAUAAAAAUUUCCAGAAAUUAUAA